Schistocerca gregaria is the source of this 4047-nucleotide messenger RNA. It is a transcript of the gene Ctl1, whose product is annotated as choline transporter-like 1. The transcript is spliced from 16 exons. The record is from RefSeq and is a predicted model, not a curated record. NCBI's taxonomy places the organism in Eukaryota, Metazoa, Arthropoda, Insecta, Orthoptera, Acrididae. Gene Ontology annotation, molecular function: transmembrane transporter activity. Bases 237 to 2273 code for a protein of 678 amino acids. Gene Ontology annotation, biological process: transmembrane transport. Gene Ontology annotation, cellular component: membrane.
CUCUCGACACUGUCAUGUAGGGGGCCGGCGUCCAGUUGUUGGCCACUGUUUGUAAACAUCGGAAUUAGCCGAUCGUGAGAGGAGAGCAUUGGAGCUAACUGGUGGCAAGGCACCACGAAGAUCACGCAGCGGUUUUCUUAAGAAGUUAAAUCUGGAAGCCGCAUUCAUAGUAUUCCUUUUCGUACGUCCGUAUCCUUUAACUUCUCGGGAAUAAAAACAAAGCCAGGUAAAGGAACAUGACCUGCUGUGGUGGUAGUGAUGAUGAAGUCAACACUAGGACUACAGUACCAACAAGAAAAGAAGGCUGUACAGACAUGCUAUGGCUCGCUGUGUAUGUUGCCUUUUGGUUUAUUCUGGUGUUCAUAGCUGCGUUUGCUAUUGUCUAUGGCAACCCUCUGAGAUUAGUAAAUGGAUAUGACAGCUUUGGAAACACCUGUGGGUCUCGGAACAAUGAGAAAAUUGGAAAUCUCUCACUUUCAGGUCUGGACACAACUAACAAAAGGUUUUUGUUUUAUUUGAACAUGAAGGAUAUCAAGCAUUCAUUGAAAGUAUGUGUUGAAAAAUGCCCUGAUCGCAAUUUGGAAACUCAGAAUGAUAUUAAGGAUUUCUACAUCAAGACUGGCUCUCUGUUGUGCAGGUAUGAUUUUAAAUUUAAUGGCUGGACUGGUCCAAAUGAUCCUGCUUUAGGGCAGAUAGAUCUUGAGAAGCAUAUUAACUCCCAUUUAGGACCAUGCCCACCUCUACCUGUGUACGCCAGUGAUCCUGUUUUAAAUAGAUGUAUACCUCGCCCAGUAAAAGACAUACUUGUGCAAAUCAUCAGCAGUCUUUAUGAUGUAUUAAACAGCUGGGAUGCAGUAGAAAAGGUGUUGGGUGAUUUGUACAUGACAUGGAGAGAGAUACUUGCACUUUCAUUUCUUGCUUUUGUUCUGUCACUGAUAAUGGUGUCUUUCCUCCAUCUGCUUGCAUCAAUCGUUGCCUGGAUAUUCAUGAUCUUUGUUAGUAUUGCUUCAGUUGGUGGCACUUGCUUCUUGUGGUACACAUAUGCUCGAAUCCGUAAAGAACUUAAUGCAACACCUGCAAAUCAAAUUCUUGAGGAAUCUGUUCAGAAUGAGAGUGCAUUUCUUGCAUAUUCAAUCAUUGCCACAAUUAUAACAGUUAUUUUGCUGCUUUUAGUAUGUGCUCUAACAAAGAGAAUACAGUUUUUGGCCGAUUUAUUUGAAGAGUCGGCACAUUGUUUGCAGAGUAUUCCAGGAUUGUUUCUACAGCCAUUUAUAACAUUCAUUGCACUGUUAGCAUUUUUUGCAUUUUGGGUUACAGUUAUUGUUUGCUUGGCAACAUCAAGCUAUCCUGGAGUAAAGCCAUUUCUGCCAUUUGCUAGUUUUACUGAUGAGAGUGUGGUGAAGAACAAUGAUGCAGAGACAACAACAUUAAAACCACGGAAUAAUAUCUCUUUGGCUGGCUUUAAACAAUUUACUUGGGUGGAGUUUGUUGAUCCAAUGUGGGUACGAUAUUUCUGGUGGAUUUACCUUAUUGCUCUUGUCUGGGUUCCUGAAUUCAUUUUGGCUUGCCAACAAAUGGUCAUUGCUGGUGCAGUAUCACAGUGGUAUUUUAACAGACGUUCAUCAAGAGAUAUUACCCCCGUGAGAACAGCUAUGGAGCGACUUGUUUGCCAACAUUUGGGAUCAGUUGCUAAAGGUUCAUUGCUUAUAACAAUCUUCAAGCUUCCACGUCUCAUACUGAUGUAUCUACAUGCUAAGUUGCAUGCUAACAAGGAAACAUCUAGUGUCGCCCGUUGUUGUCUGAAGUGCUGUAUAUGCUGCUUGUACUGCUUCGAAAAUUGCAUAAGGUUCCUGAACCAGAAUGCUUAUACUGUGGUGGCGAUGGAAGGAGUUAAUUUCUGUGAUGGUGCUCGCAUAGCAUUUACAACACUUGGGAGUAAUGCUCUGAGACUAGUUACUAUAAACAGUGUUGGUGAUUUUAUCCUGUUCUUGGGAAAAUGCUUUGUUACUGCUGUAACAGGAUCUGUUGGUUUGGUUUUCCUGCAGAACAAUGGAAACCUACAUUUCUAUGCUAUACCAACACUGGUUGUAUGCAUAUUUGCCUUCUUUAUAUCACAUUGUGUCCUUUCAUUAUAUGAGGUUGUGAUAGACACUAUGUUCCUUUGUGUUUGUGAGGAUGAGAGGAUAAAUCCUGAAGGUGGCCACUGGCAAACAUCAAGUAUUGCCAGAAGAGAAACUCGUGGAACUGAAUUGCAGCCAAUGGCAACACAAUAAAAGCAUUAAUUGAUUCAUUUUUGUCCUAUAAGAGGAAGGAGAGGAUCUGAACAACUUAAUUUUGAGUUACUGUCCUCAAGAACUUUUUGCUGUAGCAAUAAUCCAAUUAUAUAUUAUUGUGCGUUCACCUUUUUACAGGCAGCAAAUGACUUUUUUAUGGUUUAUUGUUAGAGAUGGAGAAAACCUUUUAGGUUGUUGUUAUUUAGUGAUAAAAUUAUCACCGUUUUGUAUAUUGUUGCAACAAAGAUAUUUUUAUGGAAUUAAUGUUUGUGUUGGCAUAUGGGGGGGAUAACAAAUGCUUUAAAGUGCUAUAAAUCAUUCAGAGCUCGUGUAAUAAAUAAUUUUUACUUUUUGUGGAAGGUCUGAAUUACUUUAAUAAUUGUUAUAAAAGAAGAGCAUCCAUAAGCCAAUAUCAGGAAACAAAGGACAGCUUCUUACUGUGUGUAAGGGUCACAAUGUAAUUAAAUAAAAACAGAUGUAAAUGCUGAAUCUUGAAGUUGUGGAGAUACAAAUGCUUAAUUUAGUAAUGAAGGUCACUGAAUGUUAAAGUUGCCAAAACCCAUACUCAGUGAACACAUUAACAGACAAGAGUGCAUACAGAAUGCAAAUAAUGACAGCAGGAAAGCAAGAGAAAAUCCUGGGGAAAACAUCAGACAGCAAAUCAGAAAUCUAGAAUCUCAUCUGUUGUCAUAUAUAGUCACGUUUUUGCUCUAUUUAUUGUUCCUUCCCAUGCUGCACUUUUCUAUUAUUUUCUUCAUACCUUCUGAAGGAACAGUUUCCAAUUUCAAAACUUCAAGAUUCAGUGCUUAUGCAGAAGAAUAAGGCCUCAUUGUGGUAUUUUAUCCUCUUGAUUAUUGAAGCAUUCCUUGAACAAAUACCAUAAUAGCACAAGAAGAAAAAAACAUGGUUUCUAUUCUGAUGAACUUCAUUUUUUUAGUUUUUUAGUUGGUCAUUUGUGCAAAUGUUAUGAUCUCAAGGUGAAUUAAUGCUUGGAUUAUUUUCUAGUGAGAUACAUGUCCGGGUAAAUAUUCCUGGAACGGUAGGAGCAAAAUAUAUGUAGUUUAAAAAUUCAAACUGAUGAGCCAGCACAUUUAUAAAACUGUGGAAACAGCGCUCACCAAUACUGUGUAAGAGUUAGAUAGCGAGUUCUGAAACUCCAACAGAAGUUGUGAAAUAGCUGUAGUCAUCAUUUCAGAGCCAGUCACAACAAUGACAAAAAAGAAGCAAGUGUUGUAGAAAAAACAUUUGUGCAAAGAUCAGCAUCACAGCUUUUAAUAUGUUGUCUAACAUGAAUAUUCAUGUCUUAUAAGCAAGAGUGUAAGAUAUUUAUUGUACUUUAAUGUUUAUUGCACAUACAGACUUGCUACUCUCGGGUACACUUGGCAUAAAACAAACUUUUAUAUUCAAGGAAACUGGCAAAAAUUUUAAAAAAUGCCAAGCUUUGAUGCAGCAUGUGUUCAGUAGUUUAUAAUGAGACUCACUAUUUACAUAACAAAUGUGCCUUGCACUCAGUCAUUUUAGGCCCAUAAUUUCAUUUGUAUCUGACUGAAAAAAAUCCUUUCAUAUUUCGUUUUUUAAUGAUUUUUUUCUGAUGGUCGCACUAAAGAGUUGUUUGUGUCAUCUGUUCAUGACAAAUCUUUACUGUUCAUGUUAGUUAACAUAGAUACAGUAUGGCUAACGAGCUACUCAUCUUUCCUUCACAACUUACAAUUUACUUUAUCAUAUUUUUUUCAUUUUUCCUGUACAAUCUACUGCCUGCAGUGCUAAAGUAAAA